UCAAAGCAAUAUCAACAAUUCUGCUUCUAAAAUAAUUUUCCUAUAUACCUCUUCUACUUUCCGCUUUUAUUCACAUACAUAUCCAUACUUUUGUAACUGCAAGAAUGGCUUCGCACGAGCAGCGCUACAGAGCUGGUGAAACCAAGGGCCAAACUCAGGAGAAGGUUGGUCAAACAAUGGAAAACAUCAAAGACAAGGCCCAAGCAGCAAAGGACAGGGCUUCUGAGACUGCACAGUCAGCCAAAGGAACCGCACAGGAUAAGACAGGCACAGCCAAAGAUAAGACAGGUGGAGCAGCUCAAGCAACCAAAGAUAAGACUUCAGGUGCAGCUCAAGCAACCAAAGACAAGACAAGUGGAGCAGCUCAGGCUACUAAGGAAAAGGCUAGUGGAGCAGCUCAGGCUACAAAAGAGAAGGCAUCAGAAAUGAUGGAGUCUGCCAAAGAAACGGCCCAAGCUGGUCAAGAGAAAACAGGUGGCAUGCUGCAAAAGACUGGAGAACAAGUGAAGAGCAUGGCUCAGGGUGCUGCGGAUGCUGUGAAGCACACUUUCGGCAUGGCGGAGACUGAGGAAGAUCCUCAUGCCACAAAGAACAGAGAACUUUAGAUUAGACUAGCCUUGUCUAGCAUUUCACUUGGAUCUCUUUGUUUCUUGAUGGAAUCAAGUACUCAUGUAUCUUUGUGUUCAGCUUGUUUUAAUUUUCCUUUGAAGUUUGCCUCCCGUCUGAGGAGAGAAAAGUUAGUAGUGUAAUAAUAAAAGGUUUC
Molecule: messenger RNA, 763 nt
Organism: Lycium ferocissimum
Lineage: Eukaryota; Viridiplantae; Streptophyta; Magnoliopsida; Solanales; Solanaceae
Product: late embryogenesis abundant protein 2-like
Exons: 2
Coding region: 105-605 (166 amino acids)
Source: RefSeq, a predicted model, not a curated record